Solanum verrucosum is the source of this 1016-nucleotide messenger RNA. RefSeq names its product polygalacturonase inhibitor-like. Gene Ontology annotation, molecular function: protein binding. The record is from RefSeq and is a predicted model, not a curated record. The transcript has a single exon. NCBI's taxonomy places the organism in Eukaryota, Viridiplantae, Streptophyta, Magnoliopsida, Solanales, Solanaceae. Bases 7 to 1005 code for a protein of 332 amino acids.
CAUAAAAUGAAUCCCUCCUCUCUAGUUUCCAUUCUUUCUUUUUCUCUCUUGUUUCUUUCUCAACUCUCUUCAUCUGAAAGAUGCCAUCCAAAUGACAAAAAAGCCCUCCUAGAAUUCAAAAAAGGUCUAGGCAAUCCUGAUGACUUGGGUAAUUGGGAUCCCAAAACUGAUUGUUGUACUGAUUGGUACGGACCUACUAUCAAAUGUGAUGAAAAAACCAAUCGUAUUAACGUCAUCGCCUUCACCAAAAUGGAUAUGGCCGGAUACCUCUCCCCCGCCAUCGGAGACCUUACAUACCUUACAACAUUCAGUAUCCACAAUGUACGUAAUCUCACCGGUCCAAUUCCAUCAACAAUCGUUAAACUCACUAAUCUCGAAUUCUUCAGAAUUAGUCAAACAAACAUUUCUGGACCUGUACCUGAAGUUCUUAGUAGGUUGAAAAGCUUAACGUACAUUAACUUGUCGUAUAAUAAGCUUGUUGGAACUAUCCCACCUUCGCUAUCUCAACUUCCACACUUGGAGUUUUUAGGAUUAGACAGAAACAAACUUAGUGGACCAAUCCCGGAGUUUUUUAGCAAGUUAGCUCCAAAUCUAACGUAUAUUUACCUUGGACAUAACCAACUUACAGGGAUUGUCCCAACUUCAUUUGCUGGCUUGAGUAUUGAGACAAUUGACUUGUCAAGGAACAUGCUUGAAGGGGAUGUUUCAUUUUUGUUUGGUAAAGAAAAGAAUACAUUUCAAAUGCUUUUGGAUAGGAAUAAGUUUGAAUUUGACAUGUCAAAGUUGACAUUUGGGAAGAGAUUAUGGAGGUUGGAUUUAAAUCAUAACAAGAUUUAUGGGAGUCUUCCAAAAAUCAUGUCGAAGAAUCCGUGGCAACUCUUGAAUGUGAGUUAUAAUAGACUUUGUGGCAAGAUUCCAAAGGGUGAGAAUAUGCAGAGAUUUGAGAUAUAUGAGUAUUUUCACAACAAAUGCUUGUGUGGUGCUCCAUUGCCGCCCUGUAAAUGAUCAUCACUAGC